UUGCUGUAUGCGUCAGGGACUUGUCUUAAUAAGGCCAAAGCCACAGUGAUGAUGGUUCAUCCUCUUUCUCUGGUUCUUUUGUUCAUGAUUCCACCUCAGCUUUCGACAUACUACUGGCACUACACAACGGACUACCCCACGACUACUUCUUCACCUUCACACACUGCCUAUGCUCAGCUUCCGACAUACGGCUGGUACUGGGAUAACAGCGCGACUACUUCUUCACCUUCACACACUGCCUAUGCAACUUUUACCCCUUCAACACAUGAUGUCAACACAAGGACAACAGCAGCUCAGCUUCCGACAUACGGCUGGUACUGGGAUAACAGCGCGACUACUUCUUCACCUUCACACACUGCCUAUGAUGGCCCAAAGAGGGUAGAGGUGUUCAGCGGAUCAUUUGGUGGAAUAAUUGAGGGAGGUUCAGUGACUCUGACCUGCAGGAGUGAUGCAAACCCACCUGUGGAGAGCUACACCUGGUUUAAGAGAUCAGGAACAGAGGAUUUAAAAAUAGGGACCAGGCAGAGUUACAGAAUCAGAAUUAUCAGCAUCGAAGACAAUUACAAAUACAAGUGCAGGGCAUCCAACCGGCACGGAUCUGCGUUCUCAGAGUACACGCCACUUGAUAUUUUAUACUCCCCAAAGAAUACAUCAGUGUCAGUGACCCUGACAUGCAAGGCUGAUGCUAACCCACCUGUGAUGGACUACACCUGGUAUAAAGAAGGUGAAAGUGCACCUGUGGCAUAUGGGCAGACCUACAGCAUCGCCAGUAUUACUAAAGAGGACAUUGCACCAUUCUACUGCAAGACUGGCAACAAAAUUGGCCAUCACUUUGCGCGCCCUGUACCAGUCACAUGUAUAGAGGAGUGUCCUAAAGGAAAGGUUACUGCUGCUGGCAUCGGUGGAUUCUGUGGAGGACUCGCUGCAGCCGUUCUCCUCAACAUUCUGUGGAUAAGCUGGAGGAAGAAUAAGACAACAAGUGGAAGUGAAUAUGGGGUUGGUGAAAGCAGAAGGAAGAAGCAGAAGAAGACAGCAAUUGAAGAUGAUUACGAGAAUGUUGGCCCAGACACCAAAGACGACGACACAUACACAGCUCUUAAUAUGAAGACCAAGCCCUCAGAUGAUGUGUAUGAAGCUCUAACAACUGAGAGCAGUCCUCCUUGUGCUGUGACACAGGUGUAGGUCUUCAGAGCAACCCCUUCCGACUCCAACUCUGUGGAAUCAUCAUCAGAACCAUCAAGGUGAAUGCAAGCGACAUAACAGACUGGACCUACAGAGAGGGAAGAAGAGAAAAACAGAGAAUGAGAUGUUAAUGCUUUAAUUAAUGCUUGUAACAUGGUGUUUCUUAUAAAGCAUGCAAGUUCCACAUUUACCUGCUAAAGCUUUGCAACACUUACAACGACUUGUGUGGCAAAUUAAUAUAUUAGUUCAUUAAGUACUGAUGUAAAAGUAGU
Colossoma macropomum (tambaqui) is the source of this 1454-nucleotide messenger RNA. Its product is annotated as B-cell receptor CD22-like. Lineage: Eukaryota; Metazoa; Chordata; Actinopteri; Characiformes; Serrasalmidae. The record is from RefSeq and is a predicted model, not a curated record. The transcript has 16 exons. The coding region runs from base 49 to 1182 and encodes 377 amino acids.